Molecule: messenger RNA, 2559 nt
Organism: Schizophyllum commune H4-8
Lineage: Eukaryota; Fungi; Basidiomycota; Agaricomycetes; Agaricales; Schizophyllaceae
Product: phenylalanine ammonia-lyase
Exons: 12
Coding region: 114-2417 (767 amino acids)
Biological process (GO): L-phenylalanine catabolic process
Cellular component (GO): cytoplasm
Molecular function (GO): ammonia-lyase activity
Source: RefSeq, a predicted model, not a curated record
GGGGCUGACAGACCACUGUUCCAUUCACAUCGCACCUCAUUGACGUCUGCAGCUCGACUGGUUACUCCUUCCUCGCACCUAGAUCCCCUUGCAACUAGACCCAUCUACACACCAUGGUCACCGCUGUCUCUUCCUCCACAUACAACUCCCCCGCCUCAUCGCCCGUGAAGAGGCGGGGCUCCGUCGCUGGCAUCUAUACUGUGCCUCUUACUGGCGCUCAUGGAUUGAACUCGCCACUCUCGCCUCUAGCAUCACGGAGGCAAUUCCUCCCCGGACCCUCCUCUUCAUCCAACGGUCUCCUCAGCAAUUGGUACACGCAGAACGCCAAGGAGGUCGAGCUAUACAAGGACGGAAAGGCGGUCAUCGUCGAUGGGCAGACACUCUCGAUCGCAGCCGUCGCCGCGACGGCGCGUCAUGGCGCGUCUGUUCAACUUUCCAACUCGCACCAUGUCCGCCGUCGCGUAGAAAAGAGCCUGCAGGCCAUCUCGGACAAGGUGGAUAACGGGAUAUCGGUCUAUGGGGUGACGACCGGUUUCGGCGGCAGCGCGGACACGCGGACAGACUCUCCGGGCGUGCUCGGGCAUGCAUUGCUGCAGAUGCAGCACAUCGGCGUGCUGCCGACGCAGCUCACGCGCGCUCCGCGCAGCCUGCCACUGAACGCAGACCCGCUCGCGGCGCACAGCAUGCCCGAGGCGUGGGUGCGCGGCGCGAUGCUCAUCCGCAUGAACUCGCUCAUUCGCGGGCACUCGGGUGUGCGCUUCGAGCUCAUCGAGAAGAUGGGCGAGGUGCUGAACGCGGGUAUCACGCCCGUCGUACCGCUGCGCGGCUCGAUCUCGGCGUCGGGGGACCUUAGCCCGCUGUCGUACAUUGCGGGGACGGUUAUUGGGAAUCCCACGAUCUACUGCUUCGACGGGGUGUCGACUGCGCGCGGUCGCGAUGUUAAGCCAGCCGACGAGGCCCUGAGAGCGCAUGGCAUCGAGCCUCUCCCGUCACUGUCGUCGAAGGAGCCCCUGGGCAUUCUGAAUGGCACGGCCUUCUCUGCUUCCGUUGGUGCACUCGCCGCCAACGAAGCGACCCAACUUGCCCUCCUUACACACGUCUGCACCGCGAUGGGCGUGGAGGCCAUGAACGGCACCCGCGGCUCCUUCGACCCAUUCAUCCACGAUGUCGCGAGGCCGCAUCCGGGGCAGAUCGAGUCGGCGAGGCUGAUUUGGGAGCUCUUGGAGGGCAGCCAGUUGGCGCAAGGGGAGGGGAAGGAGGUCACGAUUGAGGAGGAUACGGGAAAGCUGCGCCAGGACAGGUAUUCGCUGCGUACUGCUCCGCAGUUCCUGGGUCCGCAAAUUGAGGAUCUGCUCCACUCGUUGCAGACGCUGCUGACGGAGGUCAACUCGACCACGGACAAUCCCCUGAUCGACGGUGAGAGUGGCCGUGUGCACAAUGGUGGUAACUUUCAGGCUAUGGCCGUCACGAAUGCGAUGGAGAAGACGCGCCUGUCUCUGCACCACCUCGGCAAGCUCAUCUUCGCUCAAAGCGCGGAGCUCGUGACACCGUCCAUGAACCACGGCCUGCCGCCGUCUCUCGCAGCGACGGAUCCAUCCUUGGACUACCACGGCAAAGGCAUCGAUAUCGCUACAGCAGCAUACGUCGCGGAGUUGGGAUACCUGGCAAACCCUGUCAGCACUCACAUUCAGAGCGCAGAGAUGCACAACCAGUCGGUCAACAGCUUGGCUCUGAUAUCAGCCCGCCAAACGAUUACCUCCCUGGACGUGUUGACAAUACUGAUCUCGUCGUACCUAUACAUGCUCUGCCAGGCCCUGGACCUCCGUGCUAUGCAAUCUGAGUUCUGCCGCGGCUUUGACAACAUCAUCGUCGAGGAAUUUUCCACCAUCUUCGCCUCCUCCCUCGACGAGUCCGAGCAGGACACACUCCUUAAGCGCAUCACCGACGAGCUCCAUGACGCCUUCGAGAACACGAGCACCAUGGAUACGCCGGAGCGGAUGAAGAAGGUCGCCGCAGCCAGCACCACCGCCUUCGUCGACUUCUUCACCGCGCACCCUCGGGAGGACGAGGCUUGUGAUGCCAGGUGUUAUGCGUCCAUCGCCGUCUUCCGCUCGCGUGUAGCCAGCCGUGCCGGCGCACACCUCAAUGACUUGCGGAGGGCAUACCUUUCGGGCGAGCGCGGGCCUGCGCCGGCGACUGCGUAUCUCGGGAAGACGAAGCCAUUCUACGAGUUCGUUCGCGUCGACCUCGGCGUGUGCAUGCACGGCGCGGAGAAUCUGGACCGCUUCUCUAAUGGUAUGGGUGUCGACGAUGUGACUAUUGGGCAGAAGAUUUCUGUCAUCAACGAGGCUAUCCGGGAUGGUCAGAUGCAGUCGACCAUCGUGUCUGCCUUGUCGUCGCUGCCUAGCUUUGCAUGAUUUUUCCACGUAUUUUUCACCCUGAUUUAUCUGUAGCACCAUCUUGUACUCGGCUAUCAACCGCAUAAAUCCUCCUGUAUAUUUAUCGCUAAUGUAUGUACCUGUUAAUCAUAGAGCUUUAUAGAGCUUACUUCGUCGAUCU